AUGCUGACGGACGAAAUGUUGACAAUAGGGCUUGUUGUCAUUUUAGGUAAUAUUAGCUUUUUGUCUGGUCAAUCAAACGAGAAACGUCUUUUACUAGAUGAUCAGGAUGUCAUCCACCGAGAACUGCAGACGAUAAGAAACAGAAUGACCCAGUUAGAGAAUGAAAACUCGAUAAUGAAGAAGCAGCUUCAGAACACACAAGUUUUAGGUGCCACAGCAUACACAAUAUGGGGGAGAAAAUUCUGUCCUACUGUAAAUGGGACCAGUACAAUAUUUUCAGGUUUAGUUGCAGGCAAACACUUUGACGAGCAAGGAAGUGGUGUAAAUACAUUGUGUCUCCCGCAUGAUCCAGAACCAGCUCCUUCAGAUUUUCCUUCAAAACUCCAUGGUGGCUUAUAUGCAAGGAUUUGGGGAAGCGAAUACCAAUUUAACUUUAGAAACGUUGCUAUAAAUGAUGAUGUUCCUUGUGCUGUUUGUCUGAUAAACCAUGCUUCAACCUGCCUCAUGAUGCCAGCUAAAACAAAAUGUCCAGUAGGAUGGCACAAACAGUAUUCUGGUGUUCUUAUUGGUGCUUGGUCCGGUGAGUACUCAUCGGAAUACAUUUGUAUGGACGAAAACCCUGAGUUCUUUGAAGGUACUCGUACGCAUGACGAUAAUGGUCGUACACUUUAUCCUGUUCGAGCAAGGUGUGGAAGCCUCCCAUGUCCACCAUACACAGAUUACCAGUAUAUAUCUUGCGUUGUGUGUUCACUAUAA
Molecule: messenger RNA, 756 nt
Organism: Mytilus trossulus (common blue mussel)
Lineage: Eukaryota; Metazoa; Mollusca; Bivalvia; Mytilida; Mytilidae
Product: short-chain collagen C4-like
Exons: 3
Coding region: 1-756 (251 amino acids)
Source: RefSeq, a predicted model, not a curated record